AAAAAACGUGGAAUAGUUGAAGAAACAAAACGUGGACUUGUUUAACAGGGCCAUAUGUUCAUGUGCUUGGAACAGUUAUCUGCGGUUUUGUUCAACUCCAAUCAGUGAAUCUUCUAAAAUAAACAUUGGGUUUCUCUUACAAAAUCCCAAAAAUAAGACCAAAAAAAAAACCCAUUCAAGAAAAUCUCAGUUCCACUUCAUCUCGAUUCUAUUCUUGCUUCUCGAUUUGCUGUUGAAUGAUGGAUUUCAGUAGUAUGGAUCGUGGACAGAUUACCCUAUUGGGGUGUGGAUUCUGUGUGCUGCUUUCACUGCAUUUUACAGUGCAGCUUUUAUCUCAACAUAUUUUUUACUGGAAAAACCCAAAGGAACAGAAGGCCAUAAUAAUUAUCAUCCUUAUGGCUCCCAUAUAUGCUGCUGAUUCCUACGUGGGUUUGUUGGAUAUCCAGGGGAGUAAAGCAUUCUUCACGUUUUUGGAUUCAGUUAAGGAAUGCUAUGAGGCUUUGGUAAUUGCCAAGUUCUUGGCAUUGAUGUAUAGUUACCUGAAAAUAUCCAUUAGCAAAAAUAUUGUGCCAGAUGAGGUCAAAGGAAGAGAAAUUCACCAUUCCUUCCCAAUGACACUUUUUGUGCCUCGCACAGCACGGCUAGACCACCGUAAUUUAGUGCUCCUCAAACACUGGACAUGGCAAUUUGUCAUCAUUCGCCCAAUAUGUUCCAUCUUGAUGAUAACACUGCAAAUGCUUGGGAUUUACCCUAGUUGGUUGAGUUGGACAUUCACCAUUAUCCUUAACAUUUCGGUUUCAGUGGCUCUGUAUUCUCUGGUGUUGUUUUACCAUGUGUUUGCAAAAGAAUUGGCACCACACAAGCCUCUUGCAAAGUUCCUAUGCAUCAAGGGGGUUGUCUUCUUUUGCUUUUGGCAGGGCAUAGUGCUUGAUAUGCUUGUUUCGGCAGGCAUCAUUCGGUCUCAUCAUUUUUGGUUGGAUGUGGAGCACAUUGAAGAAGCUUUUCAGAAUGUCUUGGUAAUUUUGGAGAUGGUUGUCUUCUCUGUUCUCCAACAGUAUGCAUACCAUGUUGCACCUUAUAGUGGAGAAGUGGAAACAAAAAUGCUGAAAAAAAGAGAGUGAUUUGUCCAGAAUUCUAGACCAUGGAGGGGACAUGGCACAACACAUGCUAGGAAAUGCAUUUCCAUAGGUCUGCUCUAUACUUUUAUGUAAUAUGAGGUGUCUACCUAUGUUAAUGCGCCCUCCACCCACUUUUCCUCUUUAGCUUCUUUGGUUAGAUGGCCAUGCUGAAGAAGAUAUAAUAAAUGUUGCUGUAUUGUCUAUUCUAUACAAUUUUGUUGAUGAUUACCAGAAACUUCAAUGCAAAAAACUUGGCAGACUGCGAA
Messenger RNA from Populus trichocarpa (black cottonwood), 1384 nucleotides. RefSeq lists its product as uncharacterized. Gene Ontology annotation, biological process: transport. NCBI's taxonomy places the organism in Eukaryota, Viridiplantae, Streptophyta, Magnoliopsida, Malpighiales, Salicaceae. Gene Ontology annotation, molecular function: transporter activity. The transcript has 5 exons. Bases 237 to 1121 code for a protein of 294 amino acids. The record is from RefSeq and is a predicted model, not a curated record.